CCCAUCGCUAACAAUUUGCCAACCACUCAAUCUGAUUGUCAAGGCAGUCACGAUGCGUCAACAUGGAGGCUCCCCAACUCCUUCGGAGGGCGAGGUCGAUAUUCUCGGCUCGAUCUACCCCGGCGACGGCGAUAAUGCCGGCAACGACGGCCCCUCGGGCCUCGAUCUCGACUUCGACGGUUUCUUGCACGGCCAGGAGCCAGGCAAUGAUGACGGCGACGAGGCUUUCAUUGCUCUCCAGCAGGCGGCAUCCUUCAGAAAAGCGACUAACCUGAAGGGAAGGACGGUGAAGAAGGGCGGAGGCUUCCAGGCAAUGGGUCUCAGCAGCCAUCUUCUGAAGGCCAUCGCGCGGAAAGGAUUCUCGGUCCCGACCCCAAUCCAGCGAAAAGCGAUCCCUUUGAUUCUUGACCGAAAAGAUGUUGUCGGAAUGGCGAGGACUGGUUCCGGAAAAACGGCUGCCUUCGUAAUCCCGAUGAUCGAACGACUGCGCGCCCACAGCGCCCGGUUCGGAACACGAGCACUUAUUCUCUCUCCCUCCCGAGAACUGGCGAUCCAGACUUUGAAAGUUGUUAAGGAGUUUGGCCGCGGAACCGACUUAAAGUGCGUCUUGCUGGUUGGUGGUGAUAGUCUGGAGGAGCAGUUUGGAUACAUGUCGGCCAACCCGGAUAUUGUCAUCGCCACACCUGGUCGAUUCCUUCAUUUGAAGGUUGAGAUGAAUUUGGAUCUUUCCUCAGUCAAGUAUGUUGUGUUUGACGAGGCUGAUCGACUGUUCGAAAUGGGUUUCGCGGCGCAAUUGACUGAGAUUCUUCACGCCCUGCCUCCUUCUAGGCAGAGUUUGCUCUUCUCUGCAACGCUGCCCUCGUCCCUAGUUGAGUUUGCGCGUGCUGGUCUGCAAGAUCCUAGCUUGGUGCGACUUGAUGCAGAGACCAAGGUUUCUCCCGACCUAGAGAGCGCUUUCUUCUCCGUCAAGGGUGCUGAGAAGGAAGGGUCACUUUUGCAUAUCCUUCACGACGUUAUCAAAAUGCCAGUUGGGCAACCUGAGGAACCGCAAGACCAGGAAGGUUCAAAGAAGAGGAAACGAGGAGAGUCUACGGGUAGUAAACCAACCGAGCACUCCACCAUUGUUUUUACAGCAACAAAGCAUCACGUCGAGUACCUGGCGAACCUACUUAUUGAGGCAGGCUUUGCCGUCUCAUACGUCUAUGGUUCUCUCGACCAGACCGCUCGACGAAUCCAAGUUGAAGACUUCCGGAGGGGAAAGACGAACAUUCUGGUGGUCACAGAUGUUGCGGCACGAGGUAUUGAUAUUCCCGUUCUUGCCAACGUGAUCAACUUCGACUUCCCACCGCAGCCUAAGGUAUUUGUCCAUCGUGUCGGCCGAACAGCUCGUGCUGGACGACGGGGUUGGAGUUACAGUCUCGUGAGAGAUACCGAUGCACCCUAUCUUCUGGACUUGCAACUUUUCUUGGGGAAGAAGCUGGUUGUUGGUCAGGAGAAUCCAUCGCCGUCAUUUGCCGAAGAUGUGGUUGUGGGAGCACUGAAGCGUGAUUCUGUCGAGGGCCAUGUGGAAUGGUUUAACAAGACUCUUCGUGACAGUGAUGAUAUUUCUGCUCUACGAGGAGUCGCUGUCAAAGCAGAGAAGCUCUACCUGAGGACGAGGAACUCGGCAGCAAGUCAGAGCGCGAAGCGUUCACGCGAGUUGGUGGCAACUCAAGGCUGGGUGCAACUCCACCCCUUGUUCGGGGAGGAUGUCGAUGGAUUAGAGCAAGCGCGUACAGACAUGUUGGCAAGAAUCAGUGGAUUCAGACCUUCAGAAACUAUCUUUGAAGUCGGCCAUGGAGAUAGGUCGACAGCUGGAGCUGCUGAGGUCAUGAAACAGUUGCGAAAGAGAAUUACGCCUAGGAAGCAACAGAAAACCGAGGCUCGGGAGGAGGAGGAUGAAUUUGACGGCCUUGAAGGUUUGCCGUCUGGUACCAAGAUGGAUGUCGAUUCUGACGAGGAUGCGGAUGAGGUCGACGGACAAGCGGACGAGUACGACUCGGACGACGGCUUGGAAGUGACUGUUAGCAACACGGGUAACUCCAAAAAGGGACAGACGAACUGGCGAGAUUCGGAGAUGUUCAUGUCCUACACGCCUCGCACAGUCAACGCGGCCGAGGAGCGUGGCUACGGCGUCCACUCCGGCGGCGCAGGCUCAAGUUUUGUGGAAGCUGCCCGCGACGUGACAAUGGAUCUGACCAACGACGAUACCGCCAAGGCCUUCGCCGACCCAACCCGCUCCAAGAUGCGCUGGGACAAGAAGUCCAAGAAGUACGUCUCUCGCGACAACGACGAGGAUGGCUCCAAGGGAGCCAAGAUGAUCCGCGGCGAGAGUGGUGUCAAGAUCGCAGCCAGUUUCCAGAGCGGCCGCUUCGACAAGUGGAAGCGCGCCAACCGUAUGGGCAAGCUGCCGCAUGUCGGCGAGGCGGAACGCCCCGGCAACACGACCCAGCUGCCGACGGGUGUCCGCUACAAGCACAAGCAAGAGAAGGCACCCAAGGAGGCCGACAAGUACCGCGAUGACUUCGAGGUCCGCAAGAAGCGCGUUUCCGAGGCGAGGGAGAACCGUGUUGGCCGCUUCCGCGACGGCAUGGGCAGCAAGAAGGAGCUCAAGGGCGUCCACGACAUCCGAAAAGCCAGAGAGGAGAAGGCGAAAAAAAUGGCCAAGAAUGCUCGACCGACGAAGAAGAGGUGAGACGAAUAUGGUAUAUAAUGGUCAUUAUAGCGAUACGAAUGAUUCAAUGCGACC
Molecule: messenger RNA, 2788 nt
Organism: Ilyonectria robusta
Lineage: Eukaryota; Fungi; Ascomycota; Sordariomycetes; Hypocreales; Nectriaceae
Product: P-loop containing nucleoside triphosphate hydrolase protein
Exons: 2
Coding region: 53-2734 (893 amino acids)
Cellular component (GO): nucleus
Molecular function (GO): ATP binding; RNA helicase activity; RNA binding
Source: RefSeq, a predicted model, not a curated record